Metopolophium dirhodum (rose-grain aphid) is the source of this 8943-nucleotide messenger RNA. It is a transcript of the gene Adcy8, whose product is annotated as adenylyl cyclase 78C. Bases 246 to 4256 code for a protein of 1336 amino acids. The transcript has 24 exons. The record is from RefSeq and is a predicted model, not a curated record. NCBI's taxonomy places the organism in Eukaryota, Metazoa, Arthropoda, Insecta, Hemiptera, Aphididae. Gene Ontology annotation, cellular component: plasma membrane. Gene Ontology annotation, biological process: cAMP biosynthetic process; adenylate cyclase-activating G protein-coupled receptor signaling pathway; intracellular signal transduction. Gene Ontology annotation, molecular function: adenylate cyclase activity.
UCCCGCAUGGGCCAAAAGCUUGAAAAUCCGUCACUUAGACGGUAGUUCACGCGGACGUUGUUUGCAUCCGUGCUGUGUACCGUUGUCGUCGUCGUCGUCGUUCCCGCCUCCGCCGCUGUUGCCGCCGUACGCGUGUUUCGCAGCGUUCCGAACAAAAUAAUAAACGAUCAUAAUAAUAUAUUAUAUUAUUCAUCGUAGAAGUUUCUAGGAUCGUCUCGUUAACGAAAAUAUAAUAUAGGUGGAAAAUGCAAUCAGAAUCAAGUUCACUCCAUACUCUUACAAGACAAACCAAAAACAAAGAGCUAUGGCUGAGAGCUAUACAUCGAAUUCACAGCCAGAAAAAACGGACUCAACAGGUUGACUUACAAAAGACAAAUUCUGUUUCAAACAUAACAGUGGAUACAUUUGAUGGUACAGACUACAACACUAACAAUACAUCACAAGUUCCAAUCGAGUACACGGAGCCUGUGUUCAAAAAAGGCAGAGUUUACAAAGGCAUUUAUUGUCCGACGCUCACCAACAGUUUUCGAGAACCCAGUCUCGAGCUAUCGUAUCAGAGAUACUCGCACAGACAACGGCAGAAGUCCUUAAUCAUCGUUAAUUUCGUCGACAUGACACUUAAAGCAGUCUUAGCCGGUGUGUGGCUGUUGCCGACCUACCACGAGCCGUACCACAGCCAAAGAGCCAUAUGGACGUGUCUGACAAUGUUCGCCAAUCUCACCGUGUGUCUGCUCGGUUGGUGGAAAUGCUUCGCCAACAACUACCUCCAGUGGGCAGCGGUUUUCACGUGGUGUUUCAUCAACGUACAAGGUUUCGUAUGGGAGAGUUAUGGCCAAGGAUCUAGAGAAUAUCUUGUGUGGUACGUGUUGUUCAUCGUUUUCGUUACUUAUGCUAUGCUACCGCUUCCACUGAGAUGGUGCAUACUGGCUGGUUGUUCAACCGCGUUGUUACACAUACUCAUCACGAGUUACACGAAAUCGUCGAAAGAAAAAAAUAGACUGUGCGUCGUUCGCCAGCUAACCGCAAUGAGUUUGUUGUACGCUGCCGUCAACUUUGCCGGAAUGUAUACAAAGUACUUAACGGACCGAAGUCAACGAAAGGCGUUUUUGGAAACGCAUAGGUCCACCGAAGCCCGGUUCAAGACUCAAAAGGAAAACGAACAACAAGAAAAACUUUUACUUUCGGUUUUACCUGAUUUCGUGGCUAGGGAAAUAAUUAAAGACAUCGCUUCUGAAACGGACAAAGGGCCUUUUAUGCCAAAUCAAUUUCACCGAAUCUACAUUCAUCGCUACGAAGACGUCAGUAUUCUUUUUGCCGACAUUAAAGGUUUUACGGAAUGGGCGAGUCGUACUUGUGCUCAAGAAUUAGUCAGGGUACUGAACGAUCUAUUCGCUAAUUUCGAUAAACUAGCUGCGGAAAACCACUGUCUUCGUAUCAAGCUUUUGGGCGAUUGUUAUUAUUGUGUAUCAGGUCUUCCUCAAACUAGACAAGAUCACGCCGUGUGUUGUGUAGAAAUGGGUUUGCAUAUGAUAAAUGCGAUCAAGGAAGUGAGAAAUAAAUUGAACGUUGAUUUAAACAUGCGCAUCGGAAUACAUUCCGGGUCGGUUCUUUGUGGAGUCUUAGGACUCAGGAAGUGGCAGUUUGACGUGUGGUCUUACGACGUGACAUUAGCCAAUCACUUGGAGUCUGGCGGAAUACCUGGACGUGUUCACAUAUCUAAGGCUACUCUGGAUUGCUUAGAAGAAGCCUACGAUACGGAACCCGGUCAUGGGGAAAAUCGCGACGCUUAUUUAAGGGAUCACGGAAUUCAAACGUUCUUGAUUAAAGAACAAGAGCCAUGUCGAGGUCACCGAAAGCUACAGAAAAUUAGUUCUUCAAGGCCACGUUUAUGGUCGGAUGAGAAAUUGUGUUUCAACUCCAAUGUGCAGAAACUUAUUUCACCAAAAAUUGAGGAUUAUAUCGAUGACAACAAAUGCAACGAAUGGACACCGGAAAUACCAUUUGAAAAUUUAAAUACAAGUGAUCAAGAACUGGAAAUCGAUGACGGUGAAUGUGGUACUCCUAUGACGAUCGAAGGAGACGUAGAACAUGCCGAAGAUAUUAUGGAUCAUUGUAUCGAAGUCGAGAGUAAUGAAAGAAUGAGAAACGAAAACAUAGAUCGAUGGACUUUAAGGUUCAAACAACCAGAAAUCGAAACUAAAUUUUGUCAGUUACGCGAAGACAUGUUUAAAUCAAACAUGGCGUGUUGUUUUAUCAUAUGGUUGUUGGUCGUAUGUUGUCAAACGAUCAUGUUGCCCCGAUGUAUGAAACUAUUGGUCGCCUUGGCAUUCACCACCGUCGUGCUUUGCGCUGCACUGACACUUGUCAUGGCAGAAGAGUUCAUGCACUUGCCGUCCGCUUUGCAAAGGAUGUCCUCAGUGUUGGUGCAAAACCGGUUCAGGCGGACAAUGUUCAUUUGUGCUGUAGUCGGACUUAUAUGUUUUUCUUCCACUCUGAGUCUCCUGUUUACGCCCGAUGAGCACCUAAUCAGGAAGGAGGACGACUCCAAUGGUGACGACGGCAGAAGGACGAAACGGCGAACCGAAGAGUCCAACGACUGUGUGCACCCCGAGUACUUGGUAUUCACGUGGGUCCUGUGCCUAAUAGCCUUAGCCACCACGCUCAAGCUAUAUUUCCUGGUCAAGACUUUUCUGGCGUCCAUCAUGGUGGCCGUGUACACGGGGCUCACGUCGCUGGUCUACCCACAGGUGUUCUCGCAGACCGACACCGAACACCGGACCAUGCCGCUGUCGUCACAGAUGCUGUUGCUGUUGAUCGUGUUCCUGGUGCUGGUGGCUUAUCACGCCCGGUUGGUAGAGGUCACGUCCCGGCUGGACUUUCUGUGGAAACGGGAAGCUGAACGUGAACUGACCGAAAUGCGCGAGACUCGGACCAACAAUCGGCAACUGUUGCGCAAUAUACUGCCCGAUCAUGUCGCCCACCAUUUCUUGUCGUCCUCGCGCAGGCACACUACAGACGAACUGUACUCGCAGUCCAUCGAUAAGGUUGGCGUUAUGUUCGCAAGUAUACCGAAUUUCACAGAAUUUUAUUCGGAAGACAUAAACAAAGGCAUGGAAUGCAUCAGGUUGCUGAACGAAAUUAUAGCCGACUUCGAUGAAUUGUUAUCGGAAACGAAAUUUGGUUCGAUUGAAAAAAUCAAAACCGUCGGUGCUAGCUACAUGGCCGCGUCUGGGUUAAAUCCUAGUGUUAAGGACGGAGAAGACGAAUACGGUCACCUUUGCGCUCUUGUCGAUUUCGCAUUAGCUAUGAAACAAUGUUUACAAGAUGUCAAUGUGCACUCGUUUAAUAACUUUCAGCUCAGGGUUGGAAUAAGCUGCGGUGCCCUAGUGGGCGGAGUCAUCGGAGCGCGGAAACCCGUGUACGACAUAUGGGGAAACACCGUGAACGAGGCUUCCAGGAUGGAUUCCACGGGCACUAUGGGCCGGAUACAAGUACCCGAGAGCACGGCCAAGAUCCUAAUGGACCGGGGUUACGAGACGGAGUUCCGGGGCUCGAUCGCGGUCAAGGGCAAGGGAGAGAUGAAAACGUACUUCGUGGUGGGCAAAAAGGGAGCAGUGGCGAACAGCCUGAGUCGGCAGUCCAGUCAGAUCAGCAGCUUGGCAACCGUCGUCUACGGAAUGGUGCAAGCCAGACGCCGGCAAAACACAGUAAAAAAAAGACAUUUUCAUCAUGUUGCAGGCAACAACAACCUGACGCGUACCAAGUCGCAAUACCACCGCACGCACCCCGGCCGGUUGGUGAACUUUAGCAGUUUUCGCGUGUCCAACCGGCACCAACAACACCCGCAGCAACAGCAGCCACAGCAGCAACAAAACACGUGCCACGACGGUGCCGGCGGCGGUGCGAGCGCCGCGGUGGCUAGGGCCGUAGCGGCCGGCGGCAGCCGCCUGCUGUCGGCGUCGGCUUUCGGCAACACGCUGCAGCAACACCGUCAGCUGCAGCAACAGAAACGCGACGCGGCAGCGCAACAGCUGCAGCUCCAGUGCGACGGCGGGACGUCGGCGGUUGCGCGAGCCGACUCCCGCAAGAGCCACCGCAAGUCAGCCGCCGCCGCCGCGGCCGGUACGUCGCUCAGGUACUGCAAGUCGGUGUCGCCCAUCGCCGAGAAACCACCGGCACGCCAAAGCCCGCCCAGGUCGGCGUCCAUGAACCUCCAGCCCCGUAACUUCGCGGCGGCCGACUCGUGCUUGAGGUGAUGAUGACCCGCGGCAGGUGUUUGCGGCGUGGCGUGGCGCGGUGGAGUGAGUGACAUUAUGAGUGGAACAGAGUCCGUAACAUAAUAUAAAAUAUGUUAUAAUAUUAUGUACCUACACGCGGGAGCGAAUGUGUAAUGGGGGUGUCCAGGGGUUGCUAAAAUACUUGUACGCUAUAUUGAAAUGUCGAUAUAAAUAUUGUAUUAUAGCUCUAAAAUCACAUUAAGUUUACCUACCUUUAUGUAUAAGAAAAAUCGAUUUUGCGUGUAAACGUGUUUUUGUACAUCCUACCCAACUAAAUAUACCUACAGAAAUUAAUUGGAGCAUUAGCGUCCUCUAGAGUCCAACCGCUUGUCGUUAGUGGGUGAAGGGGGUUUUUAAUACAUGUAUGCGUGUACCUAUGGGAAUUCAUUCGAAAGGAUCUAAUGGGUCACGAGUUUGAGUGAAAUUGUCUCAUAUACCUAGUAAAUUUAUCUCUUUGUACAUAUAAUUAAAAUGUAUACAAUAUAAAUUAAAUAUUUUAAAAUACUCAUAGUAUCAUUAAAGGAUUCUAUACCAAAGUGUAGCUGAAGACGGAAUAUCCACGGCCAACAUACGAAUCCAGAAAAAAAGUCACGGUAAAAAAAGUUCUGAAAAAAAGUCAAUACAUUAAUAUCAAUGUACGUAGUACAUAUACAUAAUUAUAGUAGUUAAUAAACCAUUGUAUAAAUAAAAAUAUUAUCUAUAAUACUAUAAUACAGUCGAUAGGUAGCUUAUAAAAUUAGAAAACAUUCAUAUUUUUAAUGUAAGUUCAUUGUCAAAAGUAAUACCCAGUACCUACCUAUACACUGAGUACAGCCAGUAGCUAAUAUACAAUUAAAAAUCAUUUUAUCACACUUUUUUCUUUUAAUAUUAUUAUUUAUUGCUAUAUAUUACACCGGAUUUUGUUCAAUUAUAUAUUUUUAUUGACUAUAGCCAAUACAGGUACAUUUUGUAAUCGUUUUUAUACGUUAGGUGUACAAGUUUUCCCUAGCUUUGUUCUGCUACUCGACUCCCCUACACCAUCUAAAGCCAAUUUUACUUCGUUCGCAGAAAUUAAGAUUUAAUUUUCCUAAUUAAUUUCCAAAUAGUUAUUGGAUCUUGGAUGUUUAUGUUCACAGACCUUUGCUGCAAACCUGUUAUUUCACCCUUCAGUCACAUUGUUAUUUUUCUGUGGCCCCCCUACUAUAGAGUAGUCGUCUAAACAUUCCACGAGGAAGGUGGUAAAAAUAUAGAUGAAACUUUGUUUACCAAAUAUUGUUUUAGGACUUUUUACCCGAGUUUUUUUCUCGCAGACCUCAAAUAAUAGACGGUACGGACACGACAAUUUAUGUUCAAAAUCUAUAAAUUGAAAAAUGUAUAAAAAUCAAAUGUCAAACACUCUUUGCGCCUAUAAUGAUUCAUCUAAAUCAAUACUAAACAAAUUGUAUUAAAUUAUUAAAUAUUUUAAUAAUAACACUAAAUAUUUACUAAGUUUUAAAAUCGAAUGUUCCAUCAAUAAUCAAUAUCAAAAAUAUGCAAUAAAAAAACCUGCAUAAUAUUAUUUACUACCCACCUAUUAUUAUAAAAUAUAUGUGUAUCGAAUUACAUUUUAAAUAUACUAAUUUCUUAGAAAUAUGGAUUGCAUAAAAUUUCGAACCCUGGACUAUUGUUACUACCUAAUAUACCUAUUACACACAUAACACAUUAUAUUACCUAUACACCGUGAUCUGAGCUUGGUGAACUUUGAUUAUAUUAUAUUAUAUUACAAAUUACAAUUACCUAUAUUAUUAUUAGAUAUAUAUUAUUAACUUAUAAGUACGACAAAAAAUCUUCAUGAAAAAAUUUUUUUUAUUUGUCCUUGGAUAUUUUACCCAAAAAGGUACCUACCCACAUGUUCCUGCAUAGUGCAUGUCCUUGUAAUAUAUAUUUGUAUACCUACCACUAUAUUUUUGUAUUGUAAACCGAUUUUGAAUGGGUAUUUAUUGAAAAGGACUUUUUUUACAUUUUUACAUUAACUUUUCAAGAAAAACAAUCAUUUUUUUUUUUUAAUAUUGCGGAUAUUUACUUUUUUAUUUAAUUGAAUAAAAUAGGUACAUCAUAGGUGAUACGUGUCAACUGUAGAAGUGGUUUAUUAAGUGAUUUCUACCUAUGGGUAUGUUAAAUAUUAAAAUUUGUACACGGAAAAAAAAAUUACCAUAAUAUUAUAGUUAAGCGAAUUAUAGUAAAUAUAACUAUUUAAUAGGUAAAAUAACUAAAAUGAUUUACUUAUUAUUACUAUAUAAAUAUAGUUAUUAGUUAUGGUUAAGUUUGCUAUAUUUUAUAGUUAAUGCAGUUUUUAAUGUUUGAAUUAACUAAAAAAUAUAGUUAAAAUAGCAUAUUUCAGUUCGAAUAACUAUAAUAACUUGACUAUAAUAUUUUAGUAAAUCUGAUUAAUCUUAUAGCUAUUCCUAAAGCAAUUAUAAUGUACAGUCAAUCCUACUAUUUUUAUAGUACAAACAACUGUUUUGUUUAUUCCGUGUAAAAAUGGACCUAUCACCGACGUCACUUUUGAGUACGACUGUUUUUAAAGAAAUUAAAGCAUUUUUUUAUAUACAGGAUUAAUUUAGCAUGUACUCAGUAUGCUCAUUCCCUUUUUCUUCUAUCAUGCAGUUAUCUGAUUUUCAGAAUUUUUAAAUAUAGAUUGGUGCUUAUUUAUUAAGAUCACAUCUGCUGUGGAGAUACAAACUUCUAUCUUUAAAAUGAGAACUCUCUUUUCCACUGUAAAUUAUUUAGCAGACAAAAUUCUGAACACUUUGACGCAGGUACGCCCUAUCCAAAUCAAAAUUCAAACAUGCAGUAUUUGAGUUUUUAAACAUUGUGUAUAUACAAGGCACAGGUAAUAUGUCCAUGAUAAUGGGUUUUGUAAAACCAUUUUUAAGGACUAUCUGUUAUAUCCUUAGUAUAAACAAUAUAACAUUCAAUCGAAAUUAUAAUGAUGGAUCUUAAAAUGGAAAUUAAUUAAGAGGAUGUCAACGCACUAUUUAUUUUCUCUCACUGACCCAUGUGCAACACAGACAAAACGCAUUUGCGCAGAAUCGUUUUUCCCAUGUUUUUGAGUAAUCUUAGAGUAAAAUCAAUCAUUACAAAAAGAUAAAGUAUAAUAGUAUUUUUGAGGGAAUGACAUAUCGAUUUGUCUAAAUAUUAUUUCAAAGCAAUUUAAACAUCAUUUAAAUUUACAACAUUUUUUUUUGUUUAUUUUGAAAGUCGAAUACAAAGUCAAAUAACAAUAAAAUAUGAAAUCGAUAUGUCAUUCUCUCUAAAAUAUUACUCUCUAUCUUUUUGUAAUGGGUUAUUUUACUCUAAAAUUACUUAAAAACAUAGAAAAAAUGAUUCUGCGUAUAUUAUGCGUUUUGUCUAUGUUACGCGUGAGCCAGAGAGAGAAAACAAAUGGUGCACUGACAUUCUUGAGAACAAAUAACUAAACAACAUAACGUUAUCGUUUUUCUUGAAAAGUUAUUAAAAAUGUAUAUAGGAUAUUGUCCACAAAUACCCAUUCAUAUUAUACCUACAUAAGCAGCACUGUUUGAAAACCAGAAAGCGCUGUCCCUAACUCAUCAACCUAGUCGUAAUAUAUAAUAUUAUGAUUUAUAACACAUUACUAUUAAUUAUUAUUAUUAUAAUGAUACUGCGGGCUUAUAGACAUAUUACCGGCCAUUUAUCGCUGUGAUAGAUUAUAGGUACGAACGAUUAAAAAGUAUUGUGAUUUUGUAUACGCAGGGUCGGAUUGGUAUGUAUCGGCCCGUCGAGAUUUUCACUUCAACACGGCCAUUUAAAUAUUCACUGUCCCAAGCGAGCUGAUAGGUGAAAAAUCGUAUUUUAAACAUGAAUUUUUUUCACUCACACGACCGGCCCACCGAGAUUUACUCGGUAGAUCGCCUGACCAAUCCAGCCCUGCAUAUACGUCCUACGCUCUUACUUAUAUAUAAUAUUAUAACCAUAUAGGUUACGUAUACGUUAGGCACCCAUGACGAUCAGUUUUCGUCGACGCAGUAUAUAUAUUUUUUAUUCUGUACAGUUGGCGAAACGACGAAGAUUAUAAUAUUUUAUGACAUAAGAAUGUUAUAAAAUAUAAUUACCUAUUAUACCUACAUGUCCGCUCUAUGCAGGGGCGUCUUCGGAUCAAUUCCAUGGGGGGGGGGGACAUUUUAGUCUUGCUGAUUACCGCUUUUAACAAUUAAGAAAAUUUAUAAAAUGUAUUUAUCUAUUAUCAAAAGCAGAACAUCUCACGACUUACGGGGGGGGGGGGGGGGGGGGCAAUCACCCCCCUCGGUGACGCGCAUGGCUCGAUGGAAAUAAUUGAGAAACAUCGGUAGGUGCCUACCUAAAAUUACCUACUAUAUAAUAUUAUCCACCCUCGUGGCCUCUCCGCCUUUGAAUGCUAUAAUCCACGUCCCUCUGUAAAUUUAUAUAUCAAAAUUAUUAAUUAUUAUUACUGUAAGUGUAUUGUUCAAUGUUCGUUGUACUAUUGUUUAUAUAAGUAUUAAAGGUAUUAUAAUAUAUUAUUCCCAUUUUUUACCGUGUAAUUUAACCGACGACCUUUGAAUGUGUUUAGUACCUAUCUAGUAUCUACCUGUAUUAUUACUUACCUACGUGUAUAUUGUGUUGUUUCUAUAAUUGUAAGAUAAACAUUAUUAAAAUUUUUAAAACCGUG